AAAAAAAAAAAAAAAAACAAACAAUCCUCACAUCUUUCUCUCUUUUCCUCUCUGUCUAUCUGGAAGGAAAAAUCAAGGAAAAAGUAACCAAAUACACCGAAAACAACACAAUCUGCAUCAACAGGAAACAAGAAACAAACCCAGUUUCAUAUUAUAAGAUAAUUUUCUGUCCUUCACCUACCUUCAAAAAGCUACAAAAUAAUCCGCCCCAAUUGUUUUUCUUGUUGCCGGAAUUUCUUCCGUUCAUCAGAAUCAUCAUCGGAUCAUUUGCAGCCUCGAAUUGAACGGUUAGGGUUGUUUCUUGUUUUCUUUAUUUUAAUCUUUGGUUUCGGUUGGUAAUUAAAGUCUUGAUUUUUGACAACCCUUUUGUAAGGUCAAGAUCGUUUCCAUUUUGAUCUUUCAAAAGAAACCUUUCUUUCUAACCCAGAGAACAGAGAGGGAAAACCCUAAUCAUUUAAUUUUGUUAUUUCUUGAGCUGCAUCGAUGGCAGAUUUCGAAAAUAACAAGGAAUUCGCUGGUAAAUCGAAAACUAGCACCAUAGCCUCCUCUUUCUUUAACCGUUCCCUUACAAUUCACUCGACAAAAUCAUCAGCCAUAGAUUAUCUUCAUUCUCCCUCCUCAAGAUUAUACAAUUCCUUCGAAUCCAUGAAAGGGAAGGUUAAAAAGCUACGAAAUUUAUUUGAACCAUCAAAAUCCCCCAAAUCAAUCCUCAAUGAACACCAAUCCCAAUUACUUACGCAAGCCAGCAAGCUUAAAUCCGUGAAAUCGAUGGGGCCUGAAUAUAGUAGGUACUCUCUUGGGUACCUCAAUAGCGGAAUAAAAUUACCAGGUACAGAGGAUAGAAUUGUGGUUUAUGUCACUAGUUUGCGUGGGGUUCGAAGGACUUAUGAGGAUUGUUACGCAGUUAGGAUGAUAUUUAGAGGGUUUAGGGUGUGGAUUGAUGAGAGGGAUAUCUCCAUGGAUUCAGCUUAUAGAAAGGAGUUGCAAAGUUUGCUGGGAGAGAGUUUUGUGAGUUUGCCACAGGUGUUUAUAAGGGGAAACCAUAUGGGUGGAGCUGAGGUGAUUAAGCAAAUGUUUGAGACUGGUGAAUUAGCCAAGAUUCUUGAUGGGUUUCCAAGAAGACAAACGGGGUUUGUUUGUGAAGGAUGUGGGGAUGUGAGGUUUGUUCCGUGUGGAAAUUGUAGUGGCAGUAGGAAAGUGUUUGACGAAGACGAAGGGGUGCCUAAGAGGUGUUUGGAGUGCAAUGAGAAUGGGUUGAUUCGUUGCCCGGAUUGCUGUUCAUGAUCUUCCUGCUGUACACAUAUGAUUUGGUGUUUGGUUUUGGAUGUUUUUUUGAUGUAUGUAUGAAUGUGGAUGAUGUAUUAAGGGUUGAAUUCAAAAUAUUGCUAUUUGGAUUCAUGGGCUUUUUCCUUUCUCAUUUUAUUGUUGUAUGAUCAUCGGUUAGGGGAUCGGUGUUCAUUUUUCUGUGAAGAGUGUCAUGAGAAAAUAAUGGUCUGUGUUAUCAAAACAUCAAACUUGUUUGCGUGUUUUGCUAAUAAUUUAUUCAAGGAGAGACUUUCUCCUUUAUGGCAUUGUAAAUAUUUAGUGGAAAUGUAAUGCAAAAAAAGAACAAAAAAGCCAAUGUCCAAUGGAUGGAUUGUAAUGAGAAUGGGUGUGUUUUAUUCCCUAUCA
Molecule: messenger RNA, 1671 nt
Organism: Jatropha curcas
Lineage: Eukaryota; Viridiplantae; Streptophyta; Magnoliopsida; Malpighiales; Euphorbiaceae
Product: Glutaredoxin family protein
Source: RefSeq, a predicted model, not a curated record